This is a messenger RNA of Rotaria sp. Silwood2, 378 nucleotides long. The record is from the annotation of a GenBank genome assembly. NCBI's taxonomy places the organism in Eukaryota, Metazoa, Rotifera, Eurotatoria, Philodinida, Philodinidae.
AUGUUACUUUGGAUUGAUAUACCUCAAAAUGACCCCAAAAUGACCAAUACAAUACAAGCAGAUCAUCCAACAUUAGAAAUCAUCUUUAAACCUACAUAUAAAGAUGCUGAAGAAUAUUUAAAUAACAGUUUAUGUGAAAUACAUAAACGUGAAAAAUUUAUCACUAUAUGUCGAGGGUAUUAUAUACAAGAAAAGAAAAGUUUUACUCAUGUUGCUCAACUUUUUAAGAAUCUUAAUCUUGGAACAAGAUCUUUUGCAGUCUAUACAAGAAGUAAAACAGAUUUAUUAAAACACACACCAGAUCCUCCGAGAAGCGUUGAAAUUUUUGAUAAAAAAAGCGAUUUACUUGAUUUUAUUAAUCAUCAUUUAAAAGAAUAA